UUAGAAUCACUUGUUUCUUAUCCCCUUUUCCUCGGUGACAACUAGAUUAUACAGAUCUGGUCUUUCAGCCUCCUUCGUUCUAUGAAUUUCAAUAUUUUUAGGUUUUAAUUUUCAUCAUCUCUUGGGCAUCUAUGAACUUCCAGAUUAUAGUUGUGAGCUGUUAGGGACUUAGGGUAGAUAGCCAAACAUCUGGUCAAUAAAGACCACCACCGCCAUGGCGACGGGAGGAUCUAUUUCCGCCAGUCUCCUUCAACUUGAUCUCCGCCACUCAGCCGCUUGUGGGCAUAGACAAAGCAGGUCCUGUCGACGUAGGACUCUUCAAUUGAGUGUAUUUUUUACUCUUGGACCUUUUUACCCAUUUCCGCCGCCGCAGAGUGAGGUCACAUGCGCUAGAGACUUCGACAGAUAAACCACCACCGCAGAUCUGGAAGAAAUGAUCAAUGGUGAACCGAUAGAUAAGUGUUUUAAUAGCAGAGUAUUUAUUUAACAUAAUUUUAAAAUUAUAAUUAUAAUAUUAAUUAAUGUGUGAAAUAUUGAAAUAAUUUAAAUGUUACUUGUAAUUGAUAAGAUUAAACUCGUAUAAACUUUAAAACUUACGUUUUGGCGGUGAUUUCCAAAACUAAAAUUAACAUAGCUAGGUAUUUAGGCUGGCGCUAAAUUAAAAUUAGAGUAUUUUUUUCACACUUUGGCGGGCUCUAAAUUAAAAUUUUGGGCGGCUAACUACUUAUAUUGAAACAUUACGCUAACAUAACUAGGUUUACCUAUAUAUAUCCACUCCAAGCUAAAUUAUUUCGCCACCAGAGUAUCAAAGCCGCCUCUCGACCUUCUCUUUUACAUUCUGGUAUGGUUUAUCUCUCUGAGUGUUUUUUAUGAUUGCGAAUAUAUUACGUCAAUAUGUGUUCCCUUUUUCUUCCAGUGAAAAGGGUUUAUUAAAUUUGUUGCUUUCCUUUCGGUAAUAGUUGAAGUCAUAUAAAAAAUGUAUGAGUACUUAGUUUGGUGUGCUCACAUAAUUCAUUUUGGUGUUUUUUUUGCAUGGUUAAUAGCGUGUAGUUACUGGAUUGAUUUUUCCCCUUCCUGAGAUAUGAGAGCCUUAAUUGUUUUUUCCUUUGACAUCCUAAUUGCUUGCUAUUUAUUAAUCAUCACGGUGAGAAUUUUCAAAAGUUCUGUAUUUACCAAUUACUGCCACUUGUUAUCAUGGAGGCAUCCAUAUCCAUUUUUAAAUAUAAUAGCUAAUGCAAAGUUUGAAACUUUGCAAGUUGAUUGAUAACUCAGUUGCUGAUGUGGUACUGAAUAUAAAUCACACAUUGUUACAUGCUUACAAAUUCAUUUUGUUGUUAAAUAGUCGAAGUUGCAAAUUUGUGCUUUUAGUUACUAAACUGGCCUUUUCUGAAGUUUAAAAAAUUCAUGUAUUUAAUUGCUUAUAAUAUUUCUGGUCUCUAUAAUCUUGGCCAUGUUCUUUCCCCUGAAUACCAGGUACAAAUCAGAUGACUAUAGCUAUACCUAUACUGUUGAGAAUUUCUCAAAUAAGAGGAUUAUAAUAUGAGAUUAUUAACAUACUUCUAUGAAUGUUUGGAUCCAAAAUCUACAUAGUUUCUGAAUUUCUGGCUAAAUCAUCUGAAUUAUCUGGAUCAUAUUUAAUACACAUUUAAUAAAUUAUAAGGAUAUUAUAACUAAUAAAGCUUUAAAUGCAUCAAUAUGGCAUCUCAUGCACUACUUUUUGUCCUUACACAAUAGAUUCUUAUUUAGAGUGUGCAUUGUGAUACUAUUACACAUGAUGCUUAAUUUUCAUAUUUGCUUGAUUUAACCAACUUUGAGUUUCCAUUUGAAUUAAGGAAUGGCUCCUGGAAUUAAGGAAAAGCUUCAAAUGAAAAACAAAUUUAGCACAUCUCAAUCAGAUUGUGGACGCCAUGCAUCGAAGAAAGUUUCACCAAAGUUUGUGACUCUGGGAGGAAUUAAAGGAGUUUUAGGCAAAACAAAUAUGGCAUCUGAUGGCAAAAGUAUUAGUACAAGAAAUGAGACCCUUGUACAAAAUAUUUCAUCUAAAAGAUGUGGAACAACUACAACACAAUUAAGUUCGGAACGAGAGGAUACUGGAUCAAUUCAAAGUCAUGAAAGUGCAGCAAAUUGCAGUCCUCAUAUUACAUCACCAGAAACCCACGUUGAAGGAGCUCCUCGCUCCAAGAAAAGAGGUCGGGGUCAGACAAUGGGAAAGGGCAUUAUGAAGGCGUUUGAGGCAUCUAAGACAAAGAUGAAGAUAACUGUGGAUCCAUCCGUUGGAAGACCUAAAAAUGGUGAGCAGUCAGCAAAACUGUCUAGUCAAAUUGGUAUUGUGACUAGUGAUGUGAUUCCAGUUCCUAGAAGGUGGAAAGAAGUAGAUGAGGAAAAUGAAUUGGGACCUGGAUUGGAUCACAUACAGAUGCAUAUGGAUGUCAAUGUUGGUGAUCCGGGUGUUAAAGAAAGCUUGAUUGAAAGGUUGAAAAAUAGUUCUCGACAAAUGCGUUACAAGCUGCAUAAACAUUACAGACAGUUUGGAACUAUGGAAAUGGCUAAAAGCAAUAAGCCAGACUUUUGCCUAAACCAAGAGAACUGGGAAUCAUUGUGUGAACAUUUUGCAUCACCUAAGUUCAAGAAAUCAAGCAUCACAAACUCGGGAAACAGGAAACUUGUGCGAGCUCCACAUAUUUGUGGUAGGAAGCCUUUCACUGUCCGAAGACAAGAAAUUUCUGAACAGGAGCUAAAUGGAGAUUCUUGUGAUAGGAUUGAGCUCUAUAAACGAACUCAUUAUUCAGAAAAAAAUGGCUGGUCAUCUAAAGUGGCAGAAGAGAAUUGGGUACUUAUAUACUAAUCUGAUCCUUCAUAAUCAACUCUAACCUGUUUUGUUGGAAAUAAUUUUAAUCUACUUGUUAUUGAUAUGUGCGAUUAGGAGUUGAUGAAAAAGAAACAAGAACAAUAUAAAGAAGAAGGAUGUGACUUUAUAAGCAAUAUGUUAGGCUAUUUAGAUAUUCAUUUAUUCUUCUCACACUUUGCGUUAUAUUUACAUUCCCUAUUUGAAUGAUUUGGAUGUUCAUGUUUUACAUGCAUCUUGAAUAUUGUGCAGUGUCUCUCAUUAUUGUAAGACACUGAAGUUUGAUGUUAUUUUAUGCAUUUAAGUAACAUUUAUUAAAUAUAGAAGGUUUAUUCCUGAAUGUAUGGAUGCCAUUUUUUAUACGAGUAUAUGUUAAAAAAG
Cuscuta epithymum is the source of this 3226-nucleotide messenger RNA. Lineage: Eukaryota; Viridiplantae; Streptophyta; Magnoliopsida; Solanales; Convolvulaceae. The record is from the annotation of a GenBank genome assembly.